GCUCAGAUCAUCCCCGCUCCUCCACUAACCACCAGCGCUGUCUGCAGAAGUUCCAUCAGAAGUGAUCCAGCAACUGAAUCACAAUGUCCAUGACUCUGGGAUACUGGGACAUUCGCGGGCUCGCCCACCCCACCCGCCUUUUGCUGGAGUACACUGGCGCCAAGUAUGAGGAAAAGACGUACGUCUGUGGAGAAGCACCAAACUAUGACAAAAGCGGCUGGUUUAGUGUAAAAUUCAAACUUGGACUGGACUUCCCCAACUUGCCCUACUUGGUGGAUGGCGACAAAAAGAUUGUUCAGAGCAAUGCCAUCCAGAGGUACCUGGCCAGGAAGAACAAGCUUUGCGGGGAAACUGAAGAGGAGAAGAUUCGACUGGACAUCCUGGAGAACGUGGUCAUGGACUUCAGAAUGAGCUUUAUCAGGAUGUGCUACACUGACUACGAAAACCUGAAGCCAGAGUACCUCAAGACGCUGCCUGAUGUUUUGAAGCAGUUCUCCGACUUUCUUGGAAACAGGAAGUGGUUUGCUGGUGACAGGCUCACUUUUGGAGACUUCAUAAUGUACGAUGUGUUGGACCAGCAGAGGAUCUUUCUUCCUACAUGCCUCGAUGCCUUUAAGAACUUGAAGGACUUCCUGGACCGUUUUGAGUCAUUGGAGAGGAUUUCUGCCUUCAUGAAGUCGGGCAGAUACAUUCGGACCCCGAUCCACAACAGGAUGGCCAAAUGGGGAAACAAGAAAAUGUGAAGACCACCUUUCAUAAAACCUACUCCAGAACAACAGUGCUACUGAUUCAUACAGGCAAAAAGCUAUUUUUACUUGUUAUUUAGUUUCUUUGUGUCUUUCAAUAACACCAUUUUUUUAACAAGACAUCUAUAAAACCCUUCAUGGUUUUGCCCAAGACAGAAACACCACAACCUAUUGGAGGAACCACCUUUCAUUUCUACUGACAUUUGCAACUUAAUUUUUGACUGAAAAAAUAAAGGUUUGCAUGAACUCUG
Messenger RNA from Oryzias latipes (Japanese medaka), 997 nucleotides. RefSeq names its product glutathione S-transferase Mu 5. Gene Ontology annotation, biological process: glutathione metabolic process. The record is from RefSeq and is a predicted model, not a curated record. NCBI's taxonomy places the organism in Eukaryota, Metazoa, Chordata, Actinopteri, Beloniformes, Adrianichthyidae. Gene Ontology annotation, molecular function: glutathione transferase activity.